ACUUGAAGUUGUGUAUCAUGGAAACAGGAUUUUUAAACUUUCAUGAUGAAGAACAUUUUUCCGAUUUCUCAUUAUCUCUGGAACAGCAUUUAAUGGAAAAGCCUCAAGAUUUAUUAAUGCACAUAGUGGAAAAUGAUUUUGAUUAUAUGGAAACUCAUCUUGAUAUUGCAAAUUCUGAUAGUUUAUGGAGUAAUGAACAUGAACGUUCGGAAGAUGCGGAUGAAAUUACAGAGAUUCCUACAAUUUCCAAGACUGAUAAUAUUAAAGAAGAUUUUGCAAAAGUGCUUACAGAUUGGCAAGAACAUAUUGGCUACUUGCAGGCUACAGACAUUGAUGAAUACAUGGAUAUUAUAGGAUUAAAUAUGAACUCUACAGACAGAAAAAGCUUCUGCAUUUCAGAAAAUGUAUUUCAAGAUGAACAGUCGACACAAACUCUAGAAUCUGAAUACUUUAGAACAAAGCAAGUGGACUUGAAGAAGGAAUGUCUUCAAAGCAGUCAGAACAUACAGGAACCAAACAUAGAAAAUAAUUCAUAUUGUAAAAUAUCCGACACUGUAAAAAAUUGUGAUAAGCAUGUAGAAAUAGAAUCUAAAUCACUUCCUACAGAACUUAUGUAUAGAAAAAGUCAAAACAAGGUAAAAAAGAAUAUCCUUAAAUAUGACAGCAUAGUAAUCGAUAUCACUUCAAACAUAAUAACAAAACAAAAGAGGAAAAAGAAAGAAAAAUCUCUGCUCUACAACAAAGAUGUUAAAAGUAGUAAUCAUGAUAAUAGUAAACCUCAUUUAAGGCAUUUACCAGUCUUGGAAGCUGGAACUGUUGAAAGUUUAUUAGAACAGUUUGAAGCUUCUGAAAAUACUGCAGUAUCAUCUAAUCCAUCUAGCAAGAACAAUACAGACGUUGAUCAAGAUUUAAGUUUAACCCGUAGUAAGAAUCAGCAAUGUAUGAAAGAACCUAGAAUCAAUGCUACUGAGAAACCAUUAUCACAAGUUUCAAGUCUUCAUAAGAACAUUCGAGAUGCUUUACCCAAAGAAAUCAUUGAUAAGGUUAAGACGUCUGGAUGUAAAAAAGUAAUUUCAAUAAUACCAACAAUGUCGUCGAGCAUACAGACUAAUGGACGUAGCAAUGGAACGCGCAUGCAAGAUGCUGCUGCCACGCUUUCUCGAAAUAAACUGUUGCAAAUAGUGACAAAUAGUACUAAAAGUAGAGCCAUUGAUGGUGGAUUAGUUCAAUUGGAUCAUGAUUACUGUAGUAGUACUAAUUCUUCCAUUAGUAGUUCUGAUAGCAACUAUGAAUACGACAAGCAAAGUAGCGACACUGAAAAAGUGACUCCAGUUAAAAAUGAUGAUCAACAGUGGACUGAAUCUCAUUCAGAAUAUACAAAGCACGCAAUAUCAUUACUUGGAAAUGAAAUUUUGGUAAAAAGGAAAGGAUACUCGAUUGAAAACAGUACAAAGAAAGAUGAUACAUUGGAAUUAAUUGAAGUAAGCGCUAACAGCGAAGAGCAAGUUGAAGCUGUAGUAUUUGAAGGUGAUGAAACUAGUGGAUCUGUAAAACGACAAAGUGAAACUAAGUGCGAGAAGCAAAUAUUAACAGAAGAUAAAAAUUGUCAAAAUGUUAAUGCAUCAAAUAAUACAACCAAGUAUUUUAACCAAAUUCGAAAUGAGUCUUCAAAUAAUUCAACGCCUGAAAUGAAAAUACGUUCAGCUUUAGCAACAAGUAUUUUGCAAUUGCAACGGGGUGCUUUAAGUAAAACAAAGUGUUUGAAUGGAGGGAAUCAGAAAACGAAACAAAUGGUUUCUGUAUUAAAGAAACCACUUAAUGUACAGCAAUCACCAGCUGUAAUAACCAGUAGUUAUGAAAGUAUAGUGACUACGCAUAAUAGAUCAAAUGACAAAAUACAAAAUAUUAUUGUUCAAAAUACAGAAGAAAAAGUUAUACAAGAGGAAGAUAGAAAACCACCCCGUAAAAAAUUAAAUUUAGCAGAAUACAGGAGUAGAAGAGAACAAAAUCGUAGUGAUAAUAGUCGAACAAAUUCACCAAUACAACCUAUGGCAUUGAUAUAUAUUCAUCAUGCUUCAACGACAACUGAACCUAUCAAAGACGAUUUUGGAAGUCUGAAUUGGUCGGAAAGAGAAAUUGUAUCAGUUUUGAAGCCAAAAGUAGAUGUAGACGAAGAAAAGGCUCACCCGAAACCACUUACAUGUGAUGUAGGAAUACAAACUUACGAAACUGUAUUUGAGUUUCCUCCAAAGUCGUUAACUGACAUUGAUGAAAGACAUGAGGAUGAGAGAGAAAAACACGUUCUCAACACAAGUCAACGAUCGUAUAGAAAACACAGAAUUGGUUCUAGUUCAAGUCGGUCUAGAUCAAGGAGCAAAAGUAAAAGUAGGAGUAAAAGCAGAAGCAGUAGUAGUAGUAGAGACAGAUCGCAUAAACGCAGCAAUACACGUCAUCGAAGAAUAAGCCAUCGCCGUAGCUCUGUCAGUUCAAGUAGUAGUUGGUCAUCUCGUUCACGUUCACGUUCACGUUCAAAUACUAGAUCUACUUUCAGUUCAGAAUCUAGAUACUCACGAUCACGUUCUAGAUCGUCCCGAUCAAGAUCCCGGUCUUCCUCAAGAUAUUCCAGUUGUUCAAGAUUUUCGUCUCGUUCAAGUUUUGGAAGAAGUAAAUGGUUAAGUCGUAAAAGAAAAGAAAGGCGAAGUCGUAAAGAUUACGAUAGACAUAGACAGCGCUCUUCAAGCAGCUAUCGUAGUUACAGAGAUUGGAGAAGAUCUCCAUCAAGUUCUUACCGGAAAUCCUAUGAUUGGUUCGAUCGAGAAAAACAAAGACAAGUAGAGGAACGAAGAGUAAUUUACGUUGGACGAUUAGAGGAAGGAAUAACUAAAGCUGAUUUACGCAGAAGAUUCGAAAAUUUCGGCCCUGUUGUAGAUAUUAGUGUCCAUUUCCGUGAACAUGGUGAUAACUAUGGUUUUGUGACAUUUGGCUAUAAGAAUGAUGCAUAUGAAGCAGUCGAACAUGGUAAUGAUGAUCCAACUUUGCCCAGAUAUGAUUUAUGCUUUGGAGGACGUCGAGCUUUUUGUAAAGUUAAAUAUGCUGACCUUGAUGGCAUGGCAAGCAGCUCCCCUAAUAGUGGGCACAUGUCUCACAAUCAGAUGAAUGAAGAUAAUACAUUUGACCUGUUACUAAAAGAAGCAAAAGCUAAGUUGCGCAAAAGGAAGGUUUGA
Molecule: messenger RNA, 3224 nt
Organism: Dufourea novaeangliae
Lineage: Eukaryota; Metazoa; Arthropoda; Insecta; Hymenoptera; Halictidae
Product: NK-tumor recognition protein
Exons: 13
Coding region: 18-3224 (1068 amino acids)
Biological process (GO): positive regulation of transcription by RNA polymerase II
Cellular component (GO): nucleus
Molecular function (GO): transcription factor binding; RNA binding
Source: RefSeq, a predicted model, not a curated record